GACGUGUUUCCUACCGCUCAUUUCUGGGUUAUGUGCAUAAGACGUUACCAUAUUUAGGGCAAAAUGGCGUAGUGGUCGUCUGAGGGAAGAUCCUCGAUGUGCUUGUGGACUACUUGGACUCCCGAUGCGUCUUGAUGAAGUGGAGUACGGUAUUGCGUACCGAGGGGUGUAUACAUCCACGAUGCGUUUAGCAAGAAAGGGGUAACUGUUCGUUCUAGGCUGUUGUUUUGGGGUACUUCGGUAUAUUUAACACUAUUUUGGGAGGUGGGAAGAGGAAGAAUGAAAGAGGUCUUCCAACGGAGCGGUCGUAAACAUGAACGGUGCCCUUUACAUUUCGUUUUUCCAAGGUCAGCUGGAGUCCGCGCUGGAGCAGGUAGUGCAGCUCUCCGUUCAGGAAAUCACCAACACUGUCGGGGCCACUUUGAAUUCAAUGCUAUUGGAAACGGCCACCAAAGAGCAAGAAAAUCAGCGUUUAAGGGCGACCCUUCAGUCUCGUGGAGGGAACGGGAAAAGCAAUGCGUCUAAGGGAAAAACAGACACGAACGAUGAAACAAAGCAACACACCCCCAGUCAGAGCCCUGAAUGUGGCGUUCAGUCUGAAACGCUCAGGCGUGAACAGAAAGCGCGAGCAGUUGGUCAGUUAAAAUCUGUUAUGGAACAUGUGCUGGAAUUCGCUGUUUGUGAGCUGACUAAAAUCGUGGAAGACAGCUUUGACGACCUGCUCGCGGAGUUCACCAAGAAGGAGCGGGAAAACCAAAUAUUAAAAAAGCAGUUACAGGACAAGAACAUAGUGGAGGACAGAGAUGUGCCUGCUGUGGAAACAGAGGAGCGCGAAAACGACUCUGCCUCUCCUAGCAGUUCCAAAGCGGAAAAGCAAGAGUCGAAAAGCCUGCAGUACCAAUCGCCCAAAAAAGAGUGGGAAAAGGAAAAAACUGAAACCACAAAUGAACCAGACAAGCAGACUGUCAUUGCAGUGGCUCAGGACUGGGUGCCGAUCCUGGACAAAGUCUUCGGGCAGAAGUGGUGCAGUGACCUCUGGCAGAUCAAAGAGGUCACCACCAGUAAAGAGGAGUGCACUGGGCUGAGCUCGGGCUCGGUGACUGACAUGGACAGCUUAAUUCGGGAGACGCUCAUGCCGUCUUGCCUGGCCACUCAGAGGAAGCUGGACCUUGAGGUGGGCCAGCCGCCCUGGUUACCACUUGACGAUAUGGAGGUUGAUUCUUUAACCUCUGAGACUCCCAGCGUUCCUGUCAUCAGCUCCACAGGUGAUGACUCUCAAAUCAGAUCUUCGUCGAUGUUGCAAAGACUCCUGACGCUUCCUUCCCAGAUUCUUGAGGAUGACGAUGAGUCCAUGGAUGCCGUUCCCAGUAUGGAAGUGUCCACAGAUCCGGCUGAUUUGCAACUCGGUAAGGGCUCAAAAAGUGACCAGAUGGAUAAGAAGGAAGAGGAGGAUGAUGACGAGGAGGAGGAUGAAGAUAGCGCCGAGACGACGGACAGGACUGAGUCCUUGAAAAACAAAGGUAGGAGAAAAUCCCAUGCUUGCAAAGAGUGCGGCAGGAAGUUCAGCCGAGCGCAUCUUCUCAGAGCCCACCGACAAACGCAUGAGGAGACGCCCAACCGAUGCCCACAAUGUGGAAAGAGUUUCUCCCAGUCUUCAAGGCUCCAGGCUCACUUACGGACGCAUGCGGACAAAACAAUAUGAGCAUGCAAAGUUGAAAGAAAUUUUGGUAGAAUAGGAGGGGAGGUUUUCCGGUGAUUGUUGCUUCUCGAAUUGAGUCAGACUUUCAAAUUCAUUUCAAGUACUGAUAAAGUAAAUGCAAAAAACGUGUAGCCUUUUUUGCUAGUUUGAAGGUACACAGGUAAUUAGACAUCUGAGACAAUUUAAGAUGUUUUUACCUCCAUUUCGUUUCCCUAAUUUUAGGGAUUAUUGGAAGAAGCAAAUACUAGUAACAACAAGCUGUGUACACAGUGUAAAUAUCAAAGUAGGGCCGUAUAGACCAUCACAUUAAGGAUUGAAGAAUUUCCUUUUUCCAUUGGGUGUUUUUUUCACAAUUCAAGUUUUUAAAGAUCCUAAAAUUUGUAAAUAUUUUAAACAUGUUACAUGAAGAUGUCGUGGAAAAGGAAUUCGCUAGUUAAUAGGCCCAUGCUGCCUGCAGCAUGCUGGUCUUGUUUCUUUUACAACAUUUUGAAUGUGAUCAAACGAACCAGAAAUAGCAUAACGUGUCUCCUGCGAUCGAAUCAGCCAGUUUUUCAUAUGUUCUUACCGACUUAGUACUCAACAUGAAAUACCUCUUAUGUUCAGAUGUCAUACUGGAUUUUUAUAUAAUUAAAGUCUCGACUUGCAUGUCAGAUUCUAGAUGUUUUCUUCAACCUUUCGCCAUUGAUCGAGCCUGGGAUGGCUUACAGUUCUUGACUUGAACUUGCACAAUUGUCAUCGAUUGCAUGAUGUGCACAACCAAGGAUAUCUUCAAGAGGCAAAGAGUCUGAGAACAAGAUGACAAGAAAAUUGCAUUGAAAUGGUUAUUGGAAAGAAACUUGAAGCUCCAAACUCUUCAUAUUCUAAUUUCUUUGACUUUAAAAGAGGAUCUGACUUUGCUAGUAUCCUCAACUAGAGUAGCGUCUUCCUUUUGCGUGAAGUGUUCACAUGGCUCAACAUCUUGAACUUGGGGAAAGCUCAUUUGGCGGUUGUGAGAUUUGGUUUUCCCAGCAUCGGUGGCAUGUAUCUGAAUAUGUAGUCUUUUUUAAGGGAAGCCGUUAUCUACCAUUUUCAGAGAGGCAGACGGAUCCUGCACUUACAUUUCGCCCUGUAUCGAAGGGAUAUAGGUCCCACCUGUUACGCACAUUCCCACUCUCGACCCUGAAUUUUUACAAUAUCUCUGUCAGUAAUAAGCAUGAUGGGGGAAAAAAAAAAGUACAAAGUGUUACUGUUACUUCUUGGAUCAAUACCUCAUCAGUGGGACCAUAUCUUUUGGGACGUCUGCAAUAUGAGGAGUUAAGGUCCUGCUCAAAAAAAAAAAGAAGUUUACAAAUGGAAUGGGACUGGCCAGUUGGCCUGCUCAUUAUUUGAUUGUGCAUUUAAAAAUGUGGCUUAUUUUAUUUUAUGCUACUUAUUAUGUCCCUGUAGGAAGGUACCAAGAACUUGCGACCCAAAGAUUACAAUGAAGGGAAAACUUUUUCUACCAUACAUACUAGGGCUGCACGAUUAAUCGAAAUUAAAUCGCAAAGGUUAUAAAUCAUGAUUAGGCAGAAGCUGCGAUUGUCAUGCGCAUCUUUUAGUAAAGCCAGUUCUGUGAUCAGUAGUAAAUCUCCAUUCAAAGGCCAGAGGGCGCUCUCGUGCUGAAACUCCAAAUACGCCUCGCAGGAGAAACCCAGGAAAUGUCUCUAGUGGUUGCUGAAUAAACAGAUGAUUUAACUGCUUCCAUUGAUUCAAUAUGAUUAAAUAAAACACGAGUACGACAGUAUACUUUUUUAUGAGUUUGUCUUAUUAGAAUUUUUAUUAUAAUAAAGUUUAUAAUAAUGCAAAGCUAAUCAACAUAGCCUUUAUCACCGCUUAGAUACUAUGAAAUAUGUUACGUGCCUUAUUCUGUGUAAGAAGCCACAUCAUCUAACAGAAGAAUUUAUUUCAAACACUCGGCUGACGUUAUGCACUGAGUUUAGAGUAAAAACAUGUUAUGAAAUGCAGUAUUUUCACGUGAUUUUAUAUGGAGUAGCAUUUACUACACAGAGACAUAACUCACUGACAAACUACGCAAACAGCUUCAAUAAUCGCAGAACGAUUUCUUCGAUUUCAUAAUCAUGCGAUUAAUCAUCUGCAAUUACGGCUCUGUGUAGUAAAUGCUGCUCCAUCUGAAAGAUUUACUACUAAUCACAGAACCAGGUUUACUGACAAGAUGUGCAUGACAAUCACAUGCCCUAAUACAUACUCUUAUAGGAUUGUAUUGUUGUUUUUUUUAACAAUAUGGGCCAUGACAAUUUACAUUAUGAAUGUUAAGCUUCUUUCAGAUGUAUUGCGUAUUGUAACUUCAUUAGUAGACUAUAAUGAAGUACUUUAUCUGUUUAGUGCCUAGAUUUAACCAUUCAAUAAGCUGAUCUUAUAGGUGUUGGUGAUGAUUGAGAGGUUUAUUCAUUGUUUAGCACCCUGCCUUUGUUACAAAAAAAAAAUGAUCAGAACUCUUUCUUUUUUGUGCUUAGUGCUUUCACCUGAACAAUCAGUUCUAGAUAUUGUACUAGUUCUCUUUAAUUGUUACUGCUAGUCAGAUCUGACUUUAAUAUUAAAAUAACUCUGUAUGUUUCAUCAAUUCAGACUGCUGGGAGGGAUACCACGAAGAGUUAGUUCACCCAAAAAUGAAAACCCUGAGACAUUUCUUAAAUUAUCUUACAGGUUUAGUCAUGCAGGUUUGAGGGUGAGUUAAUAAAGACAGAGUUUUCAUUUUUGACUGCACAAUCCAAAAUAAAAUUGUCAUCAUUUGCUUUGACAUUUUGAUAAAUGUUGGUAACCAAACAGUUGCUGGUAGUUAUUGAAUGCCAUAGUAUGGAGAGAAUAAUAACACAGCUACCAACAUUGUUCAGAAUAUGAUCUUUUGUGCUUAACAGAAGAAAGAAAAUUAUACAGGUUUGGACCAACAUGAGGUUGAAUCAAUAAUGACAGAAUAUUUAUAUAUAUAUA
Molecule: messenger RNA, 4666 nt
Organism: Cyprinus carpio (common carp)
Lineage: Eukaryota; Metazoa; Chordata; Actinopteri; Cypriniformes; Cyprinidae
Cellular component (GO): nucleus
Source: RefSeq, a predicted model, not a curated record